This is a messenger RNA of Grus americana (Whooping crane), 4445 nucleotides long. It is a transcript of the gene KLHL20, whose product is annotated as kelch like family member 20. The transcript has 13 exons. The coding region runs from base 887 to 2743 and encodes 618 amino acids. Gene Ontology annotation, molecular function: protein binding. The record is from RefSeq and is a predicted model, not a curated record. NCBI's taxonomy places the organism in Eukaryota, Metazoa, Chordata, Aves, Gruiformes, Gruidae.
GUCGGGCAGGGGGGCGGCGACGGCGCCUUCCUGGGGCUGCGGUCGGCCGCCCGCCCGCUGGAACGCGGAGGUGCCGGGGGUCCCGUUGCCCCGCCGGUGCGGUGUCGGUUCGGGCUCGCUGCCCUGCCCGGGUACCGCCGGGGUGGCGGUGCAGCGCCAGCAGUGGUGUGUGUGGCGGCGCCUAGCGCGGCCCGGGCCCUCCGCUCCCGGGGGCGGUGGGGAAGGCGGCGGCCUGGGGCAGCGUGCCCGGCUCCUCGGCUCGGUCUCCUCUUUGCGGGCCGGGGCUCCGCGCUUCUGCCCUCCGCCUGCGGUCGGUUGGCGGUGUGUCCUGUUUGCCGCGGGCUGCCGGCGUGAGGCGUUAAGGGGAAGGGGGCGGGAGGGGAGCGGUGUCCGUCCCGGAGGAGCAGCCGCACGCCUCGGAGAAGUUACUUGUUCCUGCGGGUGCUCGAGAGCCAGGGCCACUUCUUGUUGGGCAAACCGCCGUUUUAUCCAGUGGCUGCCCCGCGGACAUAACUAAAUCGAGGACCCUGGCCCACAAUGUUUUUUUCUUUUUUUUCCCCAUGACUUUUAAUUUGGGUUUUAAAGGGAUUAAAUCUGAUGCAAUCGGGGGUCUAAGAAUAGCACCGGCCACGUUUCCUAGCAUGUGCAAAGUGCUCUGAAGGGCUUUUGCAUGUGUUCUGCACACGGCCGGUUGUGGAGAUGCUACUUCGCAGUGGGGCACCCGGUGUUGCCCGCGGUUGCAUGCGGUGAGGUUCGCUUUUCCAUGGAGCCCCUCGAUGCUGGGGAGAGGAGCGGCAGCCGAGUCUGAUCGGGGAGAGGCUGGGCAGUCAUAGCUCGGAUUUAAAUUGGUCUUGAAGCAUAGGGUGAAGGUUUCCUUUCACGGUGCAUGGACGGAAAGCCAAUGCGCAGGUGUACCAGUACUCGACCAGGAGAGACCGGAAUGGACGUGACUAGCCGUUGCACACUCGGAGAUCCAAACAAACUGCCAGAAGGGGUGCCGCAGCCUGCUCGCAUGCCCUACAUCUCUGACAAGCACCCUCGACAAACUUUGGAAGUCAUCAAUCUUCUCCGGAAGCACCGGGAGUUGUGCGAUGUAGUGCUAGUAGUCGGUGCGAAGAAGAUCUAUGCCCACAGGGUGAUUCUGUCCGCCUGCAGCCCUUACUUCCGAGCCAUGUUCACUGGGGAGCUGGCAGAGAGUCGGCAGACAGAAGUAGUGAUCAGAGACAUUGAUGAAAGGGCCAUGGAACUGCUGAUUGACUUUGCGUACACCUCUCAGAUCACUGUGGAAGAGGGAAACGUCCAAACCUUGUUGCCAGCUGCUUGCCUUCUCCAGUUGGCCGAGAUUCAGGAGGCUUGCUGCGAGUUCCUUAAGAGACAGUUGGACCCUUCCAAUUGCCUGGGCAUCCGAGCUUUUGCUGACACUCACUCAUGCCGUGAACUGCUGAGGAUUGCUGACAAGUUCACACAGCAUAACUUCCAGGAGGUAAUGGAGAGUGAGGAGUUCAUGCUGCUCCCUGCCAAUCAGCUUAUAGACAUUAUAUCCAGCGAUGAGUUAAAUGUUCGCAGUGAAGAGCAGGUGUUCAAUGCGGUGAUGGCCUGGGUGAAAUACAGCAUACAGGAAAGAAGACCCCAGCUGCCACAGGUCCUGCAGCAUGUCCGUCUACCGCUGCUGAGUCCCAAAUUUCUUGUGGGUACAGUGGGCUCUGAUCCACUUAUUAAGAGCGAUGAGGAAUGCCGGGAUCUAGUGGAUGAAGCUAAAAAUUAUCUGCUGUUGCCCCAAGAGCGGCCACUGAUGCAAGGACCAAGAACUAGACCACGCAAACCCAUCCGCUGUGGAGAAGUGCUCUUUGCAGUGGGGGGCUGGUGUAGUGGGGAUGCAAUUUCCAGUGUCGAGCGCUAUGACCCUCAAACCAACGAGUGGCGGAUGGUGGCUUCCAUGAGCAAAAGACGCUGUGGUGUUGGAGUCAGUGUUCUGGAUGACCUCCUCUAUGCUGUGGGAGGCCAUGAUGGUUCCUCUUAUCUUAACAGCGUAGAAAGGUAUGAUCCAAAGACCAAUCAGUGGAGCAGUGAUGUGGCCCCCACCAGCACCUGCAGGACCAGUGUUGGAGUGGCAGUUCUUGGGGGCUACCUCUAUGCUGUGGGUGGCCAGGAUGGUGUCUCUUGUCUCAACAUUGUGGAAAGGUAUGAUCCCAAAGAAAACAAAUGGACUCGAGUGGCUUCCAUGAGCACCAGGCGCCUGGGGGUUGCAGUGGCUGUGCUGGGGGGCUUCCUUUAUGCUGUGGGAGGCUCUGAUGGGACUUCUCCUCUCAAUACGGUGGAACGUUACAAUCCCCAGGAGAACCGCUGGCACACAAUUGCACCCAUGGGGACGAGGAGGAAGCACCUGGGCUGUGCAGUAUACCAAGACAUGAUUUAUGCUGUGGGCGGCAGAGAUGAUACAACAGAGCUCAGUAGUGCUGAGAGAUACAACCCUCGAACCAACCAGUGGUCUCCUGUUGUGGCCAUGACAUCCCGCCGAAGUGGAGUUGGCCUUGCAGUGGUGAAUGGACAGUUAAUGGCAGUAGGGGGUUUUGAUGGCACAACGUACUUGAAGACCAUUGAGGUGUUUGAUCCAGAUGCUAACACAUGGAGGUUGUACGGUGGGAUGAACUAUCGGCGGCUGGGAGGAGGAGUAGGUGUUAUCAAAAUGACACACUGUGAAUCUCAUAUAUGCUCUGGUAUGAACGGUCUAGAUCCAAUGUAACUCUUUGCCGGUGACUCUUUCUAUGGAAUUAUAAAAAUUACUUCUGUGAGAGUGCCCAAUGGGAGACCACGUCAGACUCCAGGGAACCACUGGACAAAAGUAGAAGUGUUGCUUAUGUCCGUAUUUUUUCUAAAUAGUCUACAUUUUUGAAUAAACCAAAUGGUAAAAGAUAUUGUAGCGUAAACAGUGCUGAUGUAGAGACCAUGUGCUAUACUGGGAGUCUGGCAAGGAGGAGGGUUUCCUGCUUUCCCUCCUGCUGUGAGCAGUGGAUGUGGCAGCUGUGGCGGGCGAAAGAGGAAAGUGAUACGGAAAACAUUGCUUUUUGCCUUAUUUACAGAGAGCUUCAAAAAAAGUACUUGACCUGCAAGGUGCCACCUUUGCACAGAAGCUUUUCUGUGCACAGAGUAUAUUUAUUUUUUCAUUUAAUUUGUAUCAUGUAUUUUCUUUGUAUCGCUCACAGCGAUAAUUCCAGCUUUUUAUAUACAUAUAUGUGUAUUUUAUAUAUAUAUAUAUGUAUAUGUGUGUGUGCGAUUUGAAUUUUGACAAGCUGGUGGUUAGGGCAGGGCUAUGUCCUGCCGGCUAUUGUGGUUCCAACCCUUGUGGUAUGUUUUAGGGUCUCUUAGAGUACAGGAGAGCUAUGAGGAUGGGUGCCCUGAAUCUUUUCAGUCUUGCUGGAGGCAAGAAGUAAAACUGGAACUCUCAUCUAUCGACUGAAUCAGUGAAGUGCCCAAAAAGGGUGAGAGUGAAAAGGAUUUCAAAUGAUGCCUUUUUACUGUACAGCGUAUGGUACAAAAGUUCAGCUUUUGUCUCUCCCCUCCCCUGUAUAUGAACCUAGAAACAACUAGUUGUUGCUUACUUAUAAAGCCCUUUUUCUCACAUUGCGUGCUAGCUAUCGGUUCUUGUCUGAAGCUGGGAUGCAGGUAUCAUCUGUUAAUUCUGACUAGCCUAGAUCAGCUCUCACUUCUCAGGUUCUUGCUAGAAUGGCAGACCCGCAGUCGGCUCCUGCUGAAAAAAGCUUAGACCAGCAUCAUCUUCACUGCCCUCCUGCCUGUGUCCUUAGAACUCCUGUUGUGAAAUGCUGACCCUGAUGAGAUGGUAUCCUCCCUUUUAGUGAUUUUUAUGUCCUUUGCCUGUGUGUGUUAAGAGCAGGGAAAGGUAUGAAGCUCACUAAAGAGUUUGGAGGGGAGGGACUAUGAGUAACUGUCAUGUUUCAGUGACUGUGGAGGCACCCAGGUGUGGGGGGAGAGGGGGGAGGAACUCUAUACUCAAAGGUUCUGAUAUGUUUGUACUGUAAUUUCUAUCUAGUGUGAAAGAAUGACCUUUUGCACCUGAUAUAACUUUGGACCUUACUAAGUCUGAUUUUAAAAGAGUAAGAGGACUGUAAAUUCUCAAGAUGAAAAAGGCAGUGCUGACAUCUUACGUUCUUUAACUUCAUAGUUUGAGUCACAUAACUCAGCAUUUUAAUGUGCUUGAAUAUAGUAAAAAUUACACUACAGUAAUAAAUGGGUCAUUAAAACUUUUUUAAAAGCCCCUUUUCCCCUAAAGGUUGGUAUUCUUGUGUUUACAUAUGAAGAUCAUUUGCACCUUUACAAGGAAAACAAGUAUUCUGUAAACAAAUGUUUACAUGUAUCAUUUAUGCUUUUUUCUAGCAUGAGUAACUUGUAUAAAUAGUGCUAUCUUAAUAAAUUUCUUCUAUGCUGUU